Messenger RNA from Hyalella azteca, 1892 nucleotides. RefSeq lists its product as uncharacterized. The transcript is spliced from 6 exons. The coding region runs from base 1 to 1473 and encodes 490 amino acids. NCBI's taxonomy places the organism in Eukaryota, Metazoa, Arthropoda, Malacostraca, Amphipoda, Hyalellidae. The record is from RefSeq and is a predicted model, not a curated record.
AUGGCAGACGUUUUUGUGCAGCAAUCUCGUUCCGUACUGCAGAGAAUGGCCGCGGCACAGAGUUACCAGCCUGCAGACUUCGGGCUGCAGAGACCUGGCACGCUGCCCUCCAUCGCGCAGCUCGAAGUCAUGUGCGGCAAGGACCACCUCACUGUACACCUCUCCUUCUCGGGGCCUUUCCACGGGCUCGUGUCAUCCAAAGGGCAAUUCGGCAACCCUGAUUGUUCUUACGUGCUGCCCAAUUCCGGCGGCAUGCAUUUCGAGUUUCAGAUUUACUACGACAAAUGCGGCACAAAACCUGACAUGGGCGGCAAGUUCUACGAGAACACCAUCAUCAUUCAGUACGACGCAGAUCUCAUCGAGGUUUGGGACGAGGCAAAACGAUUGCGGUGCGAGUGGUACAACGACUACGAGAAGACAGCCAGCAAACCUCCCAUGGUCAUCUCAGAUCUGGACGUAAUUGCGCUAAAUUUCAGAGGCGAUAACGUGGACUGCUGGAUGGAGAUUCAGGACGGCAAAGGACCGUGGGCCGCCCCCGUCACUGGAAUCGUCCCGCUCGGGUCAACUUUAACGAUGGUCAUUGCAAUCAAUGACUACGCUGGUGAAUUCGACAUGAGAACGAAAUCCUGUGAGGCGUCUGAUGGCACAGGUCCCCCUAUUUAUCUCACUGAUGAGAACGGCUGUGUUCUUAGGCCUAAGAUGAUUUCGAACUUCAUGAAGCUGCGGAACAAUGACGGCCGAGCGACAGUUAUAAGUUACGCGCAUUUCCAUGCAUUUAAAUUCCCUGACACCAUGUACGUCCACCUCAGAUGCAAAGUCGAGAUCUGUCGCUACGGCUGUCCUGAUCACUGCCAGAGACCCAUUGCAGGAAAUCCCAUCGGAGAUUAUUCAGAAAAUAACGAACAGUUGCUAGCGGCCGGCUCCAGUCAAUACACCACAAGAGAGAAGCUAGAAAAAUUAAAAUUGAUAAGUCCUCGGGAGUCUGACUUCAGUGAUUUCAGCGAAGGUGACCGACUGACAGCCAGACGUUCUGGUCUUCGUUCCGAUGAACGACCGAAGGCAGAAGGAGCGCGAGUCCUGCUUGGCCCAAGAAGCCUUCGACACAAACGUCAGGUUGUGUCACGUCACGUACGCGCAGCAGAUGUCGGGGUGACCACCGAAUUCAAUGUGAUAUCAGAAGCAGAUCUUGAAUUUACGCCCGGAAGAGAGGAAGGUGUGACAGUGUUCCAGGGGCAACGGGAGCAGGUCAUCUAUGGUAUUUGCCUUCCAGCGCCUGGGUUUUCAGCGCUUUUUGUUUUGCUUGCACUAUGUACGGUCAUCUCGGUUCUGGUGGCAGGGUUCAUGUGCCAUCACCGGCAACUUCAAAAAGAUGUUACAGAAUCGCCGGCUUACAUGCACCAACCUCCCCAGAGCUUCGCUGCCUUCAACAUGGUACAUUUCAUCCGAACUCAACUUAUAGGUCAGGCUAUGUAGAACGCAGUAAUUACUGUUGGUCUAUUUUUAUGUCAAAGGACUCUAAAUACUGUCGCGGGCGGUUAUAGGACAGAACAUAAAUUUUCGAUGCUUCUCAACUGGACAGAUUAGACAAGAUGUGAAAUAGCAUACGCCUUGAUUGCCCUGAAGCCUGAGUUCAGUAUCAUGUCAAUAGUAUUAAAUAGCAUUUUGAAUCUCUAGAUUGUAUGCACAUCGAUAGACAAUGACAAGUUCAGUAUUAUUUUUCCAAUCAGACGAUGGAAACAAAUGCAGUUGUCCCAAAUUGACCGCUGUUCGUUGUUUUCAUGUUGAAGUUUUAUUGUUCGGGAGUAGACGAGAUAUUUAUUGUUACAUUUAAGGCUAAGUUCGUGUAAAUAUUUAUUUUUUACGCGCGGGAAUUUAAUUAUUUAAUGAUCGGA